Messenger RNA from Dinoponera quadriceps, 449 nucleotides. RefSeq lists its product as uncharacterized. Lineage: Eukaryota; Metazoa; Arthropoda; Insecta; Hymenoptera; Formicidae. Bases 24 to 449 code for a protein of 141 amino acids. The transcript is spliced from 3 exons. The record is from RefSeq and is a predicted model, not a curated record.
CUGGAAAGACAUAGAGAGACGAAAUGCUGUCUGUGCUGGUUCUCACUGUAUUCCUCAGUAUCAUCAACUGCUCCAUUGUUUCGGUGAAGAGUUUCGAUAACGUACAAUUUUUGAUUCCGGACAAUUGUCUAUCCCUUUGUGAACUUUUGGAAAAGGAAACUACAAAUUCAAAUGGUACCUUAUCUAAUUUUAAAUUUUCACGUGCCUUUAAUUUAGAUGGAAAGCGUUGUCUUAUACCGGCUGGAAAUCUGAGGAUAAACGUAUAUUUGCCUCCGCAGUAUACGAGUCUCAUUAAUGAUAUUGGCUGUAGAAAAUUUAUAUAUGAAGUAGUAAUAGAAAAGUGUGGAAAUUGUGAAAGUGUGGGAAAGCCGACCAAUUUCGGAGCAUAUCUCUAUGCGAAUAUCGCCUUAUAUCUACAGCCGAAACGUUGUUCCAACAGUUUGAUGUAA